ACAAACGUUUCAAAAUGGACUUCGGCAACGAAGAGCGACGGUAGCACUCGUAUCUCGUCAUCUGCUCAGAUGUGAAUUGACUUAACAAAUCAACCAUCUGCGCUCUCUCGGUAUUUUGCGCGACGUUCAUCUCCUCAAGUGUGCGCGUUGUGACACUAUUGGGGAUUUCCGGCCUCAGUUAUGCGUGGACGAUAGCUCGAUUCCGUUGUCGCUGAAUUUUUUUUUGUGAACACGAAGGUAUGGAUAUGCGAAUGAUGGUGAUGGACCAUUUGCUCAGGCAGCAGGCCGAUUGAGCACAUAAAUAAAAGACUGUGUUUCUUGUGACUUUUCGGUCGGCAGUGGAAUAAACAUUAAACCAUUGCGCUAUCGUUGACUUCAUUGCUUGAUUGACUUAACAGAACUACCUUCUGAAACAGGGUCGCGCGUGUUUUUUUUCCUGUAUGGCGCCUAGUCAGGACGGCGAGCGCGGUGAGCGGCUCACUAAUACGCUGUUCGGCGCCAAAGAUGGAGGACGUCAUCGUCAGGAGCGCGCAUUGGCGUUAACGACUUUGCGUUGCACGACACGACGUUGCCCUUAGCUACGUCAAUAUGGUACCUUGUCCAAAAGCAGUUGUUACGAGUUAAUAGACCGUCAACUUGCCUCUGAAACAGAUGGAAAUCUAUGUAACGGCACGAACGAUGAAAGUCUGAGUUUGUGACGUUGGAACGUGAAUUUGGUAACUACCUUCGAAGGUAUAUGUUAUUACCAUAUACGACGAUUAAAUC
Molecule: messenger RNA, 765 nt
Organism: Micromonas commoda
Lineage: Eukaryota; Viridiplantae; Chlorophyta; Mamiellophyceae; Mamiellales; Mamiellaceae
Source: the annotation of a RefSeq genome assembly